Penicillium samsonianum is the source of this 1860-nucleotide messenger RNA. RefSeq names its product putative siderochrome-iron transporter (gene sit2). The transcript has 3 exons. Bases 1 to 1860 code for a protein of 619 amino acids. Gene Ontology annotation, molecular function: transmembrane transporter activity. Gene Ontology annotation, biological process: transmembrane transport. The record is from RefSeq and is a predicted model, not a curated record. NCBI's taxonomy places the organism in Eukaryota, Fungi, Ascomycota, Eurotiomycetes, Eurotiales, Aspergillaceae.
AUGGGUCUCCCUGCGACCUUCCAAGGUCGCGAUGACGGCAAAAUCAUCGACCGGACGAUAGUCGGGGAGGAAUCACAUAGCUCGCAAAAUGAGAAAUCGGAGGCACGCGAGGCCAACGCCGACAGACCAUCAUAUGAUCCCGAAUCACCCCCCAGUUCGGACGGCUCUCAUGGCGACAUGUUCGACGACGAGAAAGAAUUGGCACAGCACCCUGACAGUAUCACAGAAGGUGCUCAGUUGGGCCAGCAGAAGGCGGAAGCAGCAGCGCUCGCGUGGAGCUGGCCAGCUUUGGUUGGAAUAUAUGCUUGGAUCUGGAUCUGCACAUUUAUGUUAGCAUUUCACUCGAAUAUAAGCGGCUUCCUGAUCAACUACAUCCAGGGAGGGUUCAAGACCGCACCGCAGGUCUCAACUUCCUAUAUUCUGGCGAAUAUUGUGGGCGGCGUUCUUAAACUGCCGCUUGGUAAGACCUUGAACUUGUGGGGUCGUGCUGAGGCCCUGGUGGUCUCGACUAGCAUUUACCUUCUUGGUAUGAUCAUUCUCACCGCAUGUGAUGGUCCCAAUGGAUAUGCGGCGGGUUAUGUGCUGUACUGGAUUGGGUACUACUGCCUAUACCUGAUCUUGAAUGUUUUCGUCGCCGAUACCUCGGGUCUAAGAAACCGAGCGUUCGCGUUUGGCUUUAUGCAGACCCCGUUCAUCUGUACUGCAUUCACAGGGAGUCUUGCAGCAAACUCGAUAUAUCAUAAGUUUGGGUGGCGCUGGGGUUAUGGCAUCUUUUGCAUUGUGAUGCCGUUUGUGUUCUUGCCCCUCGCCAUGGCUUUCAAAUACUUCGAGAAGAAGGCAGAGAAAAAAGGCAUCUUCCGACGACAGCCCAGUGGUCGCACCGUUGGGCAGUCUAUCAUCCACUAUAUUCAUGAAUUUGAUGUUAUUGGCGCUUUCUUGCUCAUGAUUGGUUGGGUGUUGUUCCUCCUCCCAUUCAGUUUGGCACAAUAUGGCCGCUCUACGUAUGCAAGCGCAAGAUUUAUUGCUCUCCUCGUCCUCGGAGUCAUCAUGUUGUGCAUCUUUGCAGCAUGGGAGAGAUGGGGUGCACGAACCCACUUCAUCCGCUACGAGUUGAUCAAGCGGCCGACCAUUCUAGGCGCAUGCAUACUGGCCGCCGUGCUAUUUUUCAGCUUCGAACUCUGGGAUCAGUACUUCUACAACUACAUCCUGAUCUCCUACGAUAUUUCCCCAGUCCAUGCAAAUUACAUGAUCCAGAUUUACAACGUCGGCUCUUGUUUCUUUUCUCCCAUCAUCGGAGCCGUCAUCUGGGCCACUGCGCGCUUCAAAUACAUCUGCCUCUUCUUCGGAGCCCCGCUCAUGAUCCUCGGGUCCGGACUGAUGAUCUACUUCCGUGGUGCUGACCACGGCAUUGGCUACGUUGUCAUGUGUCAGAUCUUCAUUGCCUUCGCCGGCGGCACCCUCGUCAUUGGUGAAGAUAUGGCCGUUAUGGCGGCAGGUGGCCGCGAGGGGACUCCGAUGAUGCUGGCCCUCAUCGGAUUGUUCUCGAACAUCGGCGGUGCGAUUGGCCUCGCUGUUGGCGCCGCUAUCUACAACAAUGUCUUUGUCAAUACCCUCACGACACAAUUGCCGGAUGACUUGAAGGCCAAUGCCACUCAGAUCUAUUUGGGUGGUAUCGCUGUGCAGUCAACCUACCCAUGGGGAACCCCUCUUCGCGAAGCUGUCGCGUAUACGUGGGGCUAUGCUCAGCGCCUGAACUGCAUUGCUUCUACUGCCAUCUUGGCUUUGACAAUUCCUUGCAUUCUGGUCUGGAAGAACUACGAUGUCAACCUGAAGCAAAAUAAGGGUAAAAUGAUCUUCUAG